This is a messenger RNA of Copidosoma floridanum, 1451 nucleotides long. RefSeq names its product Flap structure-specific endonuclease 1 (gene Fen1). The record is from RefSeq and is a predicted model, not a curated record. Gene Ontology annotation, molecular function: magnesium ion binding; 5'-3' exonuclease activity; 5'-flap endonuclease activity. NCBI's taxonomy places the organism in Eukaryota, Metazoa, Arthropoda, Insecta, Hymenoptera, Encyrtidae. Gene Ontology annotation, cellular component: nucleus.
ACAACGAGAGUAUUGAUCAAUCGAUAUAACUCACAUUUUCGUAUCGAUAACUUGUGGCGAUAAUCGGCGGCAAACGCAUUUAUUGCACGAUUUGGCGGCAAAAGUCUUCCGUAGUGAACGGGGAGAUGCGAAAAUACGACACGAGAGAGGGUCUAUCGUAUCCUAAUUUUAUUGUUUUUAUACUCGAAUACAUUUGCUUACUUUCGAUGCGGUAUUUAAUUAGUACAAUUCAAGUGUUUGUUUAAUAAAAUUCAUCAUGGGUAUUUUGGGCCUCUCAAAGUUAAUAGCGGACAUUGCUCCUGGAUCCAUCAAAGAAUGCGAAUUAAAACAUCUCUUUGGUCGCAAAAUUGCCAUUGAUGCUUCCAUGUGCUUGUAUCAGUUUCUAAUUGCAGUAAGAUCAGAAGGAGCACAGCUGACAUCGGUUGAUGGUGAAACCACAAGUCACUUGAUGGGCACGUUCUACAGAACAAUAAGACUCGUGGAAAAUGGUAUAAAGCCAGUUUAUGUUUUUGAUGGCAAGCCACCUACCAUGAAAGGUGGAGAGCUGGCAAAGCGUGCCGAAAGAAGGGAAGAAGCUCAAAAGCAGUUACAAGCCGCUGAAGAAGCUGGUAACUUGGAGGACGUUGACAAGUUCAACAGGAGAUUGGUAAAAGUAACUAAGCAUCAUGCAGAAGAAGCAAAACAAUUACUUACUUUGAUGGGCAUCCCGUACAUUGACGCACCAUGUGAGGCUGAAGCCCAGUGUGCUGCAAUGGUAAAGGCAGGCAAAGUUUAUGCCACGGCUACUGAGGAUAUGGAUGCUUUAACUUUUGGAUGCAAUGUUCUGUUACGUCGUUUGACAUUCAGUGAGGCCAGAAAGAUGCCUAUCCAAGAGAUCCAAUAUGACAAAGUAUUAAAUGGACUAGGAUUAACAAAAGAAGAAUUUAUAGAUCUUUGCAUCAUGUUAGGAUGUGAUUAUACACAGAGUAUCAAAGGAGUAGGCCCAAAAAGGGCUAUUGAAUUUAUAAAAAAUUACAAAUCUCUGGAAAAGAUUUUAGAGAAUUUAGAUACAAAAAAAUUUCCUGUUCCUGAAGAUUGGAACUACAAGGAAGCCAGGCAGCUGUUUAUUGAACCAGAAGUAAAAAAUCCUGAAGAAGUAGAUCUGAAAUGGAAUGAUCCAGAUGAAGAUGGUUUGGUCAAAUUUUUGUGUGGAGACAAACAGUUUAAUGAAGAUAGAGUAAGAAAUGGCGCUAAAAAGUUGCUGAAAGCUAAACACACUGGAACACAGGGUAGAAUAGAUUCUUUCUUUAAAGUAAUGCCAAGUACAAAUACGACUCCAAAGAGAAAGGCAGAUGAAAAGAAAACACCCAAUGCUAAAAAGGCAAAGACUGGUGGUGGCAGAGGACGAAAACCAAAAUAGUGUCGAAUCUCACUUUUACCUCUUUUUUUUUUUAUUGUUCUAGGUAUAGUGA